AUGUUUGUGGAGUCUGUGGUUCGAUGGGCGGCGUGGGGCAUCCUGAUCCAGACGGGACUGGGCGUCACCGCAGGAGGUUGUCCUCCUCGCUGUUCGUGUCGGCCAGAAACGAAGGAAGUCAUCUGCUCCGGCAAACAUUUCACCUCCAUCCCAGACGGCUUUUCUGGCGAUGCGAGACGUGUGGAUUUAUCCUACAACAAGAUUCGGACCGUGGGACGCCGCCAGUUCUAUAACCUCCAUGAACUUCAAGAUCUGGACCUGAGUGAGAAUAUGAUCUCUAUGAUCGAGGUGGAAGCUUUCCAAGGACUCCAGAAUCUCAGGACGCUUCGGAUUAAGAACAAUCGACUGAAAAUCCUCCCUGUUGGAGUUUUCUCCGGCCUGUCCGAUCUACGGUUUUUGGAUCUGAGCCAGAAUGAGCUCCUCGUCUUCUUAGACUACACCUUCAGAGAAACGGUGAACCUGCAGACGCUGGAUGCCGACGAGAACGACUUGGUGUUUGUCUCGCAGCGAGCUUUUUACGGUCUGCAGAGUUUGCAGGAGCUCCACAUCGAUCGCAGUAAUUUGACUUCCAUUCCUACUGAGGCGCUGUCUCAGCUCCAGAGCCUCACGUAUCUCCGCAUGCUCCGACUGACCAUUUCCGCACUGCCCAACAACGCUUUCCGCCGCCUGCACCGGCUACGCACCCUCAUCUUGGCGAACUGGCCAUCAUUGGACACGGUGGCUAGCAACAGCCUGGUCGGACUCAACCUGACCGCUUUGGUCAUCAGCGGGUGCAACCUCAGCACGGUGCCGUACUCGGCUUUGCGGCACUUGGUUUACCUGCGCUUCCUGGAUCUGUCCUACAACCCAAUCACCGUUAUUCAAGGUAAUCUAUUGCGGGACCUUGUCAGACUCCAGGAGUUGCACUUAGCUGGGGGGAACCUGCUGCGGAUAGAUCCUGGAGCCUUCAAGGGCCUCGCCUCACUCCGCAUGCUCAACUUGACAUCCAACCAGCUCACCACUUUCGAGGAAAACACGUUGCAUUCGGUGGGGAACCUCCAGGUGCUGAGGUUAGACGGAAACCCUCUUUCCUGUGACUGCCGUCUGCUCUGGGUGGUCCGUCGGCGAUUACGCUUGAACUUUGACGGACGUCAGCCCACGUGCUCAUCCCCCGAGACGGUAAGGCAGCGAGAAUUUAGAGACUUUUCCGAAAAAGAGCUGCCAAGACUGUUCACUUGCCGGCCCGCUCGGAUCCUGGACCGUAGGCCCCAGGAGGCCAGAGUGGAGGACGGAACCACGGUUCUCUUCUCCUGCAAGGCCGAAGGGGAUCCCGCUCCAUCCAUUACCUGGAUCUCCUCCCACAAGAAUGUGGUUACGCCGGUGGGAAGAAUCAGAGUCCUACCCAACGGUACUCUAGAGGUGCGGUUUGCGCAGGUCCACGACAGCGGCAUCUAUCAGUGUCAGGCCAGCAACGCUGCUGGGAAUGACAGCAUAUCAGUUGGCCUCUAUGUGAAGGGAGGCUCGCGCAACCGGACCAUCCCGUUCUUCACCGAAGAGGACUGGUCGGAGCCUCCGAUCCCCCAAGCUACUAACUCUUCAGCCCAAAUGGCCAAGCCAUACCCCUUUGACGCAAAGACGCUGAUCAUCGCCACCACCAUGGGUUUCCUAUCCUUCCUCAGCUCGGUGGCCAUUUGCUUUAUUUUCAUGUUCUUCUGGAGCCAAAGCAAAGGCCAAAUCAAACACACAGCCACCAUCGACUUUGUUCCUCGCUCCUCCAUGGGUGGUGGAGGGGACGGCGGGGAUGGCGGCAGGUUCACCAUGAAACUUAUCUAA
Messenger RNA from Nerophis lumbriciformis (worm pipefish), 1812 nucleotides. Lineage: Eukaryota; Metazoa; Chordata; Actinopteri; Syngnathiformes; Syngnathidae. The record is from RefSeq and is a predicted model, not a curated record.